AAGAACGGCUGAAUCCGCAGCCGGCGCGCAGGCGGGCGCAGGCGGGCGUACGGAACCGAACCGACGGGGAGCGCAAAGCGCUUGAUGUCGCGGCACGGUCCUCGCGUAUUCACCGGCUUCAACUCCAGACUGUGCCUUUCAAUUCCGUUUCUACGGGUUUCUGGGCCAACCGGAUUACUCUGACAUCGUUUCCUCGUGCCCUUUUGGGUGUCCGAUUCUCGACGCCGUGUGGAUACGCCGCUGAUUCCGAGGACAAGACGGUCUUAUCAUUUGCUCCUCUUGGCUUCUCCACGCAACUUCGGGACUUCGGUCGGCGGCGAAGGCGGCAUCGGCGCACUGGUCGGGUCGAAUAGCUACGGUUGGUUGACAGGUUUGACGCACCGUUCUCCCGCUCGACGGGCUUGAUUCAAAGCUUUCCCGCGCUGCAUCGAGGGACACGCACGCGCCCGGCCUGAGAAUGGAAGACGUGCCCGUGUUCUCGCUCACUGACUACAUCGUUAUGGGCCUGAUGCUGUGUGUGUCUUCGGGCAUCGGCAUCUUCUUUGCGGUACGGGAUCGGAGGGACCAGUCGAACAAGACCUUCUUGCUGGGCAACAGACAACUGGGCGUCUUUCCUGUGGCCAUGUCUCUGAUGGCAAGCUUCCAGUCGGCCACCACGGUCCUGGGCUACCCGGCCGAAAUGUACUACAAGGGCACUCAGUUCUGGAUGGCCAUCUUCGGACUAGCAUUGUCGAACGUGAUCGCCGCCGAACUGUUUAUGCCGGUCCUCUACAACCUACAGCUGACGAGCGUGAAUUCGUACCUGGAGAGGCGCUUUCGGUCCCGAGCUGUGCGAACUUUGGGCUCGCUGUCGUUCAUCAUCAACACGCUGCUGUACAUGGGCGUGGUUUUGUACGGCCCCUCUGUGGCUUUAGAAUCGGUUACCGGUAUGCCUGUGUGGACGUCCAUUGUGUUCCUGGGAUUGAUAUGCACUUUCUAUACUGUGCUGGGCGGUCUGAAGGCGGUCGUGUGGACAGACGCUUUUCAGAUGAUAAUCAUGAUCUUGGGUCUGGCGAGUGUGGUCGCUCUGGGCGUCAUCAAAGUGGGAGGUUUCCGAAACGUGUGGUCGACCGCGGUGCAAGGUGAUCGGAUACAGUUUUUCAAUACCAAGGUGAACCUGCACUCCUCGGUGUCCCUGUGGAACGUGUUGCUGGGCACCACGUUCGUGUGGCUGGCCUCGUACGGCACCAGCCAGACGCAAGUGCAGAGGUUCUGCAGCGUGUCGACGCUCAAGAAGGCCAAGACGGCUCUGUACGUGAACAUACCUGGCGUCAUGAUGAACAUCAGCCUGGGCUGCUUGGCUGGCCUGGUUAUCUACGCCAACUACCCCGACUGUGAUCCGCUCAGGUCUGGGAAAAUCACAAAGUCGGACCAGCUCAUACCGUUCUUUGUGAUGAAGACACUGAGCGUGGUGCCGGGGCUCCCUGGUCUCUUCGUCGCCUGCGUCUUCAGUGGCGCCCUCAGCACGCUGUCUUCGGGGUUUAACUCGCUGGCUGCCGUCACGUGGGAGGACUUCCUCGUCAAAUGGUCCAACUUCACCGAGAGGCAGGCGGCCUAUGUCACGAAAGCCGUAGCUGCCUUUUACGGGUUUUUAACUAUUGGAAUGGCCUUCAUUGCUGGACGAGUGGGCUCCAUCCUCAAGGCAGCGUUUGCCAUGUCUGGGGCGCUUUCCGGUCCCCUAUUGGGAGUUUUCACGAUGGGGGUGCUGCUGCCCUUCUGCAACGGAAAGGGUGCCCUGGCGGGGCUGCUGCUCGGCCAGACCGUCUGCCUGUGGGUGGUGGUGGGGUCGCUGCUCAACGAGUCGCGGGAAGAGAACCUGCCCACGUCGGUGGACGCCUGCCCCAACGUCAACGUCACCGAAGACCCUCGGAUCGGCGCCGAGCCUCUUGCACCCGAGGGACUUCAGAACCUGUACCACCUGUCGCAUCUCCUCGUACCCGUACUGGGCUUCAUGGUCACAUUCUUCACGGGAAUAUUGGUCAGCCUCCUCACAGGGAGAAACGCUCACCAAAAGCAAGACCCAGAGUUAUACUCACGCUGUGUCGCACGACGACUUACUCCGCCCAUCCCUUCAGUAGACAAAGAAGCCGAAAAGCUAUGUCCGCCUUUGUCAUGUACAUCUGAACAGAUAAUCUGUGUUAAACCAACCAACGACCUCCCAGAUCCAAGCGAUCAGCGACAGCUCAACGGGGGACAAGCACUUUCUCCCGGUGUGGUCAUGAGCACUGCCUUGUAAUGAUUACUCAGCAUAGUCGUUUCCAAAGUGGCAUCAUUCCUCACAAGAUGAUCCAUCCUCUGUUUCCUCUCACUGUAGAUACAAGGGACGUGUUUGAACGCUUCACCGAACAUAGUGGUUCAUGGUGUCAUCCUUUUACAACUAUGUUUAUGCUGUUGAAUGGUGCAAAGGGUCAUACUUUUAUGAAUUGCAAAGACUGUUGAUCUUUUUCUUUUGAUUGGAGUGUGUUUGGUAACGUAAUAAGGAUCAUGCUAAAUGAAAAAAAAAAGGCUUUAUGUCAUGAAUAUAAUUGUAGUCAGCGAGUUUAGUGCAUAAGUAAAACACAUAGGAAGCCAUUUCAGAAAUACCAGUGUGCUGUUAUUGAGCUAGUGUGCCUUCUGAUUUAUUUUUCGUAGCCUUUGUUGAGCAAUAAUUGGCAGCUAUGUUUCGUGGGUCAUUAGCUUUUUCUUUCAUUGUUUCUGUAGGUGUGCCUUCAUUGUACUGUUCUAAUAUAUAUAUUUGCCAUUUCAUUUGUAUGUUAAUGAUAGUUCAUUAUAAAAUAAUGAGCAUCAAUUUCACUGCUCCUUAUAUGCGAGUCCUAUGUCGUUAAUUUCUUGUAUUAGCGUUAUGCUUUCAACUGCCUUUUGCACAUGCCACUUUGACCAAUCUUUUGAUAUCGGAAUUUCUAGAGGAUUAUGCAAUUCCUGUGGAAUGUCUGACUUUGUAUACCUGUCAAAAUACUAUGUUUAUAUUGUGAGCCAUUUGAAAAGUGGUCUGGAUACCACGAGAUGUAUCGGAUUAUUUUUAUAUUGAAACUUUUACUAGGCGAAGCUCCAUGUAUUAGAUUGCUUCAUGCGACAUGUCCUAUCAAUGUAACAAAGGUGCGUUAAAAAUAUUCUUGGAACUUCAAGUGAGCAGUUGCUUACCUCUCACAUGUUUCAGUCUUGCAUUUUUGUGCAACCAAGCACACCGGUGUUUUCUGUGUAUAAUGUUUCUUUGAAUCGUAUUUAUUAUAAAUGAUGAAAGGUCUUGACAAUAAAAUCACACAAAGGGGAUCAGACUAGAACCAGAUGCAAUACAUGUAUAUUGUCACACCGUGGUCAAUCGACUUCUGGAAAGCGCGCACAUAUAUGUUUCCAGUAGUAAGUCGCGAACUUUGUCUUGCAAAAUAAAUUUGAACACUGACAUAACC
This is a messenger RNA of Ixodes scapularis (black-legged tick), 3446 nucleotides long. RefSeq names its product sodium-coupled monocarboxylate transporter 2. The record is from RefSeq and is a predicted model, not a curated record. The transcript is spliced from 17 exons. Gene Ontology annotation, molecular function: symporter activity. Gene Ontology annotation, cellular component: membrane. Gene Ontology annotation, biological process: transmembrane transport; sodium ion transport. NCBI's taxonomy places the organism in Eukaryota, Metazoa, Arthropoda, Arachnida, Ixodida, Ixodidae. The coding region runs from base 458 to 2275 and encodes 605 amino acids.